This is a messenger RNA of Cynoglossus semilaevis (tongue sole), 2302 nucleotides long. It is a transcript of the gene fgfbp2b, whose product is annotated as fibroblast growth factor binding protein 2b. The transcript is spliced from 2 exons. The coding region runs from base 844 to 1593 and encodes 249 amino acids. Gene Ontology annotation, biological process: cell-cell signaling. Lineage: Eukaryota; Metazoa; Chordata; Actinopteri; Pleuronectiformes; Cynoglossidae. The record is from RefSeq and is a predicted model, not a curated record. Gene Ontology annotation, molecular function: growth factor binding.
UUAUAUAUUUGAAUAUACAAGUUACACCUGAGUAUAAGUCGCAAACCCAGUCAAAGGAUGAAGACGGUGCCACCUAUAGUCCGGAAAAUACAGUGUAUAUACAGAGUGAUAGGAAACUGAGGAAAUCACUUAGGUUUUAAAACAAAGCGGGUGCUCCUUUAUUAAGAAACGUACGGUACAGUAUAGCUUUACGUUACCACAUUAAACAUCCCCCCAGAGAUAAACUUGUACUCUUUGACCUUUGUGUUUGUACUUUAAAUCUCCAGGCUCUGUGUGGAGUUGCAGAUAAACAACACUUCCUUGCGAGACUAACUUUUGCGUCAUUGGACUAAUAUAAAAAAAUUUGAAUUUUACAAGUUGUACAUUUUGCACCGGGGCCAAUACCUGCAGGAAGCAGUUUGGCUCCGGACCCCUCACGUCGCUCCUCCUCCUUCUAAAUCUCCUCCGCUCCUUGUCAAGUGCAGUAAAAGAGCCUUCUGUGUGAAAUUAUAUAAUGUUACACCUCAACAUUUUGGCUGUGUGUGUGAAGCCUCCUUCAGCUCAGACGUCAGGGUCCAACAGACCCACAGACCCCGUCCCCAUUUCCUCCUUUAGUUUAUGUUCUUCCACUCCUUCCCACCAACCCACCCAUCACUCUUGAACUCCUGUGUGUGUAUAUGUGUGUGUGUGAGUGUGUGUGGUAUGGAGGGGGCGUGGGGUGGGAGGAGUUUGUUUCCUGCAGCUCACCUGAAUAAUACUCUCUUUGUGAGCUCCAGCUUUAUAAAUUCACCCCCGAAUGUCUCCUGCCCUUGCACACGUUGACCUUGACACAUCAACCCAGACCCACAUCCAUCCAUAACCACCAUGAGGCUGACGGUGAGAGCAUCGCUGCUCGUCAUGGCAGCAAUUCUUUGCAUGUCAAAGGCUCAGACCAACAACGGCAGCAGUGACAACAAACAGCAGCAGCAGCCGCAGCAGCAGCAGCAGCAGCGUGGCGUCUGGGAUGAGCCCAUCAGAUUCAACACCAAGUCAAAGGACGCCUGUACCAUGGUGGUGUCCGGAGCUGCCGACUACACCCGUCUGCGCGUCUCCUGUAAAGGCCCGAGCCAGGGCCAGACUCCAGGACGUUCCUACUACUGCGACUUUCAGGGAAAACCCAACUUGUGUCGCCCGUACAACAACAACCCUCGACACUACUUCACCCAGAUGAUGUGGGAGCUGAGAAAGGUGAGUCACGCCUGCCAGGGAGCCAAAGUCUACCGCCAACAGAUGUGCAAGAAAUACCCAGACGAGGUCCACAUGACCUUCCUGUCCUCCUGGCCCAAGACCACCAGCCCCAAACCCUCGAAGCCUCUGCCAGAGCCGCGCAAACCAGUGCAGCCAGCUCAGGUCAAGCCCGUCGACGCUUCCAAACCGGUCAAGACCGAGGCCAGUCAGCCUGUCAAGCCAGGAAAAGCCCCCAGGGUUAAGACAACCACCCCCAAGCCUGUGAAGUCCAACACCACUCGUCCUUCAGAGCAGCCGGAAUCCGGUUCUUCCCGACUGGCCACAGAGUACUGCUGGAAGAGCUUCCAUGGUCUGUGCUCCUACGUCAUCAGCUGGUUCCAGAACUGAGACAGAGGUUGAAAACUGUAGCUCGACUUCCCACUUCCACAUCUGACCACUCCAGGAUCUGUCUGGUUGGAGAAAAUGUUGUCGACUCCCCCGGGUGCAGCAUCUAAGAGACUGAGCUGAGAGAAAACCGUUUUAAAGACGACAGCGUCUGCUGUCAGGAAGUUGACUCCACGCAGCAGGAGGAAACAGCAGCCAGGCAUGUGUGUGUGUGUGAGUGUGUGUGUGUUUGUACAUGAUGUAAAAUUCUCUUCUGGUGUCACGUGGCUGAAUGGUUCAAUAAACUGUCAAAGAUGCAGAGUCGAUAAAGUUUCCGAGUCCAUUCUUCUCGUUCUCCUGUCCUGAAUAAGCGCCUCCUUCCCACUCACUGACAGAAGGGGCCCUUGUUUGGUCAUCAGCUGUGACCACACGUCUGCGGCCUGGUGGAGGAAGCCGUUAAUGCACAGGCACGCUCCGCAGUGAGGAUAACGACACAGGAGUGAAGCCUUCUUUGUGGGAGGCCGAGGGUCGGCUUCUUAGAGCUACAGUGUGCAGGAACAGAGCAGGUCUGUGUUUGAGUCCACGUCUGCUGCUCCAGUGUUUCCACAGACUCAGGAACACAGGCCCAGACGGGGAAAAGACAGGUAUAAUUGGGUUUAUUUAACUCUUUCGAGGGGUGGUCUCUUAAAAGGUUUAGGUACCUCGUCGGUCUGGUUUUACAAAACCAUGUUUU